Molecule: messenger RNA, 3181 nt
Organism: Phialemonium atrogriseum
Lineage: Eukaryota; Fungi; Ascomycota; Sordariomycetes; Cephalothecales; Cephalothecaceae
Product: fungal-specific transcription factor domain-containing protein
Exons: 2
Biological process (GO): regulation of DNA-templated transcription; DNA-templated transcription
Molecular function (GO): DNA-binding transcription factor activity, RNA polymerase II-specific; zinc ion binding; DNA binding
Source: RefSeq, a predicted model, not a curated record
GGAUGGGAUGCUGGUUAUCACUCUGCCGUGCUCCAACAAACCGUGUUGAUCCCCUCCCACUGUUUUGGUCUCCGUCAUGCUUCUUUAGCUCCCCAUUAAUGCUCAUGCUUCGUUCGUCGCUUCCCCACAAAUGUCCCCCUUCGGCCCGUCCGAAUGCCGCUGACCUCUUGCUCUCCCGCCUGACAGCUAGCCAAGCUCCUCCGCCAAGGCCAGCGACGCAGAGAUAUAGAUAGCUGCACCACCCGGCCUCAUCGCCGACGGCCUCUUCCUCGCUAUCUCUGCCCUUGUCUCAUAGACGUAGCACCGCUUCAACCAACUGCUCUCACUCGCUUGAAGCUGCCUGUCUCUGGUUGAAUAUAUGGUCUUGACGACCUCUCAUUGUUGACUUUAAUACCCUUUCUUUCAAAUCUAUUCUUAUUCUUAGUCUUCACCACUUACACAUAUCGACGGGGCACCUUGCAAGAUGUUGUCCAACCCUCUUCACCGGUUCUCCCCUUACCACACCAUCCCCUCCACCACCCUCCUCUCCAAUGGACAUGUUCCAGCUGGCCACCUUCACUCUUCCGGCCUCGACGGUCUCUCCCAAGGAUCCCACUACGCGCUUCAGCAGCUCCAGCAGCACGUAGGAGUGCACAACCACCAUCUGGCUAGGCCGGGCCCACAAGCUAAGCACAGGCAGCAUCCCUACGGCCCUGCCGCGAGGGUCACCGGCGCAGCAGGUCCCAUCCGGAGGAGGAUCAGCAGGGCGUGCGACCAGUGCAACCAGCUCCGGACAAAGUGUGAUGGCCAGCAUCCCUGUGCCCAUUGCAUUGAAUUCGGGCUCGGCUGCGAAUACAUCAGGGAGAGGAAGAAGCGAGGCAAGGCUUCGAGGAAAGACCUGGCCCAGCAAGCUGCCGCACAGGCUGCAGCGGCGGCAGCGGGCCAGGGCGGACGGAAGUCUCCCUCCAACGCAACCGAAAACGGCCAAUCCACCGAGAGCCGGAGCGACAACGCCAGCUCAACCAAGCAGAUCAUCAGCAUGUCUCAAGACCAACCGUCCAACGACAAGAGCAUGAGCGAGAUGGGCGACGAUGCCAUCUCCAGGGCUCAGAGGACCGGGAGCAUUGACAGCCUGGACGAUAUGGGUAGCCACCAGGGGCACAUGGCCGGUCACCCCGGUGCCAUGGGCAGAGACCACCUCGACAGCCCGACCGGGUUGGAUCUCAGUGGCUAUGGCAACGUGCAUGCUGCCUACGAGCGGCAAGGGAUGGGCGCGCACAUGAUGAACGGCGCCGCCAAUGCCCCAUAUGGCUCGAACCAAGGGCACAUGUCCAACUACCCCGACCUCCCCUACGCGCUGCAGACCCAGAGCCCGACGACGUACUCGACAAACGGACCAAACUCGUUCCGCCUGGGCCAGAGCCCGCUCGGUGGUUACCCCAUGGCUGGAGAGACGACCUCGCCCGGCUGGAUGAGCAUGUCCUCGCCGCCGCCUCAAUAUGCCUCCCACAUCCCGCAGAACAACAACUACGGCCACUCUCAGAUGCGCUACCCGGUGUUGGAGCCUCUGAUCCCGCAUUUGGGCAACAUGAUUCCGGUGUCUCUGGCCUGCGAUCUCAUCGAUCUAUACUUCGCCAGCUCGUCAUCCGCCCAGAUGCACCCCAUGUCGCCAUACGUUUUGGGGUUCGUGUUCCGAAAACGGUCGUUCCUGCACCCUACUAAGCCGAGACAGUGCCAACCAGCUCUCCUAGCAAGCAUGCUGUGGGUUGCUGCACAAACGAGCGACGCGCCAUUCCUGACGAGCGUCCCCUCCGCCCGUGGCAAGAUCUGCCAGAAACUCCUCGAGUUGACAGUCAGCCUCCUCAAGCCGCUGAUCCACACUCCGUCGGGUGACGUCUCGCCCGUCUCCAGCCCCAUCGUUGACGGCGUCGCCCUGGGAGGCCUUGGAGUCGCCCUCCCCGGGAGCAUCAGCAUGGACGCCCUUACAGGCGAAUCCGGCGCAUUCGGCGCUGCCGGUACUCUGGACGACGUCGUCACCUACAUCCAUCUUGCCACCGUCGUGUCGGCGAGCGAGUACAAGGGCGCCAGCCUGCGCUGGUGGAACGCGGCCUGGUCCCUGGCCCGUGAGCUCAAGCUCAACCGGGAGCUGCCCCAGAACUCCCCGUCCAUGAACCUGCAUCAAGGAAACCCUGGCGAGAUUGACGCCGACGGGGAGGACGAGGAGGACAUGGGCAACGCCAAUUCCGGCAUCAUCACAGAGGAAGAGCGCGAGGAGAGGAGGCGCAUCUGGUGGCUGGUCUACAUCGUUGACCGGCACCUGGCCCUCUGCUACAACCGGCCCCUCUUCCUCCUCGACGUUGAGUGCGCGGGGCUCCUCCAGCCAAUGGACGACACGGACUGGCAGAACGGGAACUUCCACAACUAUGCCACGGACCCCAACGUCCUCGCAUCAGACCCCUCAGGUGCCAGAACGGGCGGGCCGCCCUUCGAGUGCAGCGGCCACAGUAUCUUCGGCUAUUUCCUGCCGUUGAUGGCCAUCCUAGGCGAGAUCGUGGACUUGCAUCAUGCUCGGAACCAUCCUCGCUUCGGAGUCAGCUUCAGGUCCUCGCGCGAGUGGGAAGAGCAGACGGCCGAGAUUGUUCGCCAUCUCGAGUCUUACGAGCAGAGCCUCAAGAGAUUCGAGCAGCGGCACCUCAGUGCCAAUGGGCACGCCCACAACGCCGAGGACAAUAACGAGAUGCUGCAUGACGGCCUGCCACACGACGUUAGCACCCCAUCGGUGCAUUCAGUCCACAGCGGCCAUACCAGCACGAGCCGCAUGUCGGAAAGCGUCAUUCAGACCCGCAUCGUGCUCGCCUAUGGCCAUCACGUAAUGCACGUGCUGCAUAUUCUGCUGGCGGGAAAAUGGGAUCCCAUCAAUCUCCUCGACGACAACGACCUCUGGAUCAGUAGCCAGGGUUUCAUCACCGCCACUGGGCACGCUGUUUCCGCCGCCGAGGCCAUCAGCAACAUUCUCGAAUUCGAUCCUGGCCUGGAGUUCAUGCCCUUCUUCUUCGGCAUCUACCUCCUGCAGGGCUCGUUCCUGCUCCUUCUCAUCGCCGAUAAGCUUCAGCUUGAGGCGUCGCCGAGCGUUGUCAAGGCUUGCGAGACCAUCAUUCGUGCACACGAAGCUUGCGUCGUGACUCUCAACACGGAGUAUCAG